Molecule: messenger RNA, 699 nt
Organism: Opisthocomus hoazin
Lineage: Eukaryota; Metazoa; Chordata; Aves; Opisthocomiformes; Opisthocomidae
Source: RefSeq, a predicted model, not a curated record
AUGGAUUCGGAUUCCCCCACCAUCCAGCCCAAGCCGAAGCUGCAGCCCAGCCACAACCUCAGCGAAGCCAGGGGGAAGGGGGCCGAGCUCUUUGCCCGCCGACAGUCCAGGAUGGAGAAGUUCGUCAUCGAGGCUCCCUCCCAGCCCGAGCUGCUUCCAGGCCUGGGUGCGGGUGGCUCACACCUCACCAAGACAGCUGACCUGGAGGGAACGGCAAACGAGCUGACGGCGCGGGAGGAUGCCGGGGGCCAGCAGAGCUAUCACUCCGAGCUCCACGUCGCAGCAUCGCCCCAGGGCGGCCCCCCCGAAGUGCCCAAGAAGACGGAGAAAGUCUUGCAGAUGAGCAAAGUCCUCAACCCCGACGCUCUGGCCCCGGGGUACUCAGGCCCCCUCAAAGAAGUCCCUCCAGAGAAGUUCAACGUCACUGCCAUCCCCAAGGGCUACCGCUCCCCGUGGCAGGAGCUCCUUGGUGACAAGGACAACGCUGUGCAUGGCGAGAUGAGACCCUGUCCAUGGGACUUCAGGAGCUUCAACAGGACUCCCACCCCCUUCGACAGAGCACUGGUCGGCGACCCGUUCUCCAUGCCCACCGUGGAGCUGGAGACCCUCAGUGUUUUGGAGGUGAUCUCCCACAGACGCAACUUCAACAGAGUGCCGCAAGGCUGGGUGCGGGUUCUACCGGAGAGCGACGAGCUGUAG